AUGGCAACGGAGGGAAGAGGGAAGGAGAUGAACAAGAUUAAGACCCAUUUCACCACCCGGGAAGGUCUGUACAAGCUGCUGCGGCACUCGGAGUACAGCCGGCCCAACCGGGUGCCCUUCAAGUCGCAGGGAUCCGACCCUGUCCGCGUCUCCUUCGUAAACAUCAACGACCAGACUGGCAAUGGCGACCGCCUCUGCUUCAAUGUGGGCCAGGAGCUCUACUUCUAUAUCUACAAGGGGGUCCACAAGGCUGCCGACCUGAGUAAACCAAUAGAUAAAAGGAUAUACAAAGGAAUGCAGCCCACUUGUCAUGACUUCAACCACCUAAUGGCCACGGAGGAGAGCGUCUCUCUUCUAGUGGGCUUUUCCGCAGGCCAAGUCCAGCUUAUAGACCCAAUCAAGAAAGAAACCAGCAAGCUCUUUAACGAGGAAAAACUAGUAGACAAGUCGCGUGUAACCUGUGUCAAAUGGGUCCCUGGUUCGGAAAGUCUUUUCCUAGUAGCUCAUUCAAGUGGGAACAUGUACUUGUACAAUGUGGAGCACACUUGUGGCACCACGCCCCCCAACCUGACGCAGGGAGAGAGCUUUGCCGUGCACACUUGCAAGAGCAAAUCCAUGAGGGACCUUAAGUGGACGGUGGGCGAGGGGGCCCUCAACGAGUUUGCUUUCUCCCCAGAUGGCAAGUUCUUAGCGUGUGUGAGCCAGGAUGGGUUUCUGCGUGUGUUCAACUUUGACUCAGCGGAGCUGCACGGUACAAUGAAAAGCUACUUUGGGGGCUUGCUUUGUGUGUGCUGGAGCCCAGAUGGCAAGUACAUUGUGACAGGUGGAGAGGACGACUUGGUGACAGUCUGGUCCUUUCUAGACUGCNGAGUAAUAGCUAGAGGCCAUGGGCACAAAUCCUGGGUCAGUGUUGUAGCAUUUGAUCCCUAUACUACUAGUGUAGAACUAAGUGACUCUAUGGAGUUUAGUGGCAGUGACAAGGACUUCCAGGGCCUUCUUCAUUUUGGCAGAGAUCGAGCGAACAGUACACAGUCUAGACUAUCCAAAUGGAACUCUACAGACAGACGCCCUCCCCUCUCAAGAGCAAGGACACAUGCAAAUGUUAUGAAUGCCACAAGUCUGCCUGCCGGAAGCAAUGGGAGCGGUGUCACUACACCUGGGAACUCUGUGCCCCCUCCAUUGCCACGGUCCAAUAGCCUUCCACAUUCAGUAGUCUCCAAUGCUGGUAGCAAAAGAAGCGUCACAGAUGGGGUCAUUGCCUCUGGGUUCAGCAAGUUUACAACUCUGUUGCUACAUGGCCGGAAGGAGAGAUACCACAGGAAACACCAUAAACGAAAUCAUAGUAUGGGGCACAUUUCCAACAAGAGCAGUGAUAAACUGAACCUAGUUACUAAAGCCAAAACGAAGCCAGCUAAAACUUUGGGGACAUCCCUGUGUCCUCGGAUGGAAGAUGUUCCCUUGUUAGAGCCACUGAUCUGUAAAAAGAUAGCUCAUGAAAGACUGACGGUAUUGGUUUUUCUUAAAGACUGUAUAGUCACUGCUUGUCAGGAGGGAUUUAUUUGCACAUGGGCAAGGCCUGGUAAAGCUAGUAAGUUUCAAUCCUGA
Messenger RNA from Mus pahari (shrew mouse), 1605 nucleotides. Its product is annotated as WD repeat-containing protein 20-like. Gene Ontology annotation, molecular function: protein binding. Bases 1 to 1605 code for a protein of 534 amino acids. The record is from RefSeq and is a predicted model, not a curated record. Lineage: Eukaryota; Metazoa; Chordata; Mammalia; Rodentia; Muridae. The transcript has 2 exons.